This is a messenger RNA of Staurois parvus, 395 nucleotides long. NCBI's taxonomy places the organism in Eukaryota, Metazoa, Chordata, Amphibia, Anura, Ranidae. The record is from the annotation of a GenBank genome assembly.
GAUCGCCAGUGCGCUGUGUCCCUCGGACACAGUGGAUCACGGAAAGAGCCGAAGAUAUCGGCUCGGUCAUGUGAUCAGCUGUGUCCAAUCACAGCUGAUCACAUGGCACUGAUGAUCAGUGUGCCCUGAUGAUCAGUGUGGCCCCAGAAGUGCCACCUGUCAGUGCUCAUCAGUGCCACGUGCCAGUGCCCAUCAGUGCCACAUCAAUGCCACAUAUCAGUGCAUACCAGUGCACAUCAAUGCCACAUAUCAGUGCCCAUCUGAGCUGCCUUUCAAUGUCACACAUCAGUGCCAGUCAGUGCCACCUAUCAAUGCCAAUCAGUGCCACCUAUCAGUGCUGCCAACCAGUGCCACCUAUCAGUGCCAGUCCGUGCCGCCUAUCAGUGCCAGUCAGU